AUGCAGAAACCAGUUCCGAGAAAGAUGUACAUCCUUGUACCUGACAAGCCUGCUCAGAUCCAGAACGAGAGUGCGAUGGCAGCCAAAACCAUAUCUUCUGUGAUAAGAACCUGUCUUGGGCCUCGGGCAAUGCAGAAAAUGGUACUGACAAAAAUAAAUUCGAUAGAACUUACCAAUGACGGAAAUGCCAUUCUUAGGGAGCUCGAUGUUGCACAUCCAUCGGCAAGAUCUCUCAUAGAACUAGCAAAGACGCAGGAUGAUGAGGUGGGUGACGGAACAACAUCUGUCGUACUUCUUGCAGCUGAGAUUCUGAAUGAAAUGACCUACAUAUUAGACAAGGAUGUUCAUCCAAUAAGAAUAUGCAAUGCAUUGAACAAGGCGCUCUUGGCCUGUAUCAGGGUGAUUGACGAAGUAUCUAUAUCUCUAGACUCUAGUGAGGAAGCAAGGAUCAAAAUAAUCGAUGGGAGCGUAGCAUCCAAGGUUUGUAGCAUGUUUAAAGUCCCCAUUGGAAAGAUUGCUCUGGAAACUGUGAAAAAGAUUUAUAUAAAGGAAGAGAAUAAGUGCGACCUCAAGAACAAUGUGAAGGUAGAAAAAAUACUUGGAGGGAGCCUUAUGGAGUCUGAGGUGAUGGAUGGAAUACUCAUCAAUAAGGACAUUAUACACCCACAGAUGAGAAGAGUCAUUGAGAACCCAAGAAUUGUUAUAAUCGAGUCUCCUCUUGAAUACAAAAAGGGAGAGAGCCAGACAAGCUAUGAGUUUUCCAAGGAAAAUGAUUUUACUAGAGCGCUUGAGAUUGAAGAAGAGCAAGUUCGUGAGAUGUGCGAAAAAAUAGUUGCAGUAAAGCCGGACAUUGUAAUAUGUGAGAAGGGUAUUAGUGAUCUUGCUCUGUCAAUUUUCUUCGAAAACAAUAUUACAGGGCUCAGAAGAUUGAAGAAAACCGAUAUUUCUAGGCUGAGCAAGGCAUGCGGAGCACGAUCGGUGAACAGGCCGGAGGAUCUUGAAGAAAAGCACAUUGGGGUAUCCUGUGGGCUGUUUGAAUAUGUUAAGUACGGAGAGGAAUAUUAUUGCAAGUUCAGCAAAUGCAAAAAUCCAAAAGCUUGCAGUGUCAUAAUACGUGGCCCAACAAAAGAUAUUCUCGAUGAGCUUGAGAGAAACUUCAUGGAUGCAGUCAAGGUUGCAAAGAGCAUAUUUAUCAGUCCUAAACUCUGCCCGGGAGGCGGAGCUGUGGAGAUGGCAAUGUCACGCGAGCUAAUGCGGCAUCCUGGAAACGAUGAGAUAGAAGCCGAAGUUUUUUCAAGAGUGGCUUCUGCGUUGACAAUUAUUCCCUCGAUACUCCUUGAAAACUCAGGGGUCUUCAAUCCUCUGGAGGCCAUUACUCUCCUAGAGAAAAAGCAUGAGGAAUGCUCUUUUUAUGGGGUCAAUGGAAUAACCGGGGAGAUUGUCGAUACAAGAAAUGUUGUGCUUGAGCCAUAUGCAGUGAAGAGCCAAUGUAUCAAAUCCGCCAUUGAGGCAGUAUCGCAGCUUCUAAGGAUUGAUGGGAUAAUCGAAAGUAAGCGUUGA
Molecule: messenger RNA, 1560 nt
Organism: Encephalitozoon hellem ATCC 50504
Lineage: Eukaryota; Fungi; Microsporidia; Unikaryonidae
Product: T-complex protein 1 subunit gamma
Exons: 1
Coding region: 1-1560 (519 amino acids)
Biological process (GO): protein folding
Cellular component (GO): chaperonin-containing T-complex
Molecular function (GO): ATP binding; ATP-dependent protein folding chaperone; ATP hydrolysis activity
Source: RefSeq, a predicted model, not a curated record